GGUACGCAUGACGUAUUACCGCGACGACUUGCAAGCAGGAUCCUUCACGAGUGACUCAUACAGGCUAUGGUAUGCAGCGAGGCAACAGUACCUAACGGAAGUAUUUUGCAGCUCGUUGACUCUCAUUCUACGAGUUUCUCUACUGCUGAGCUCGUGGUAAAGGGUGUCUUCUACGUCAUCACCCAAGUUUUCCUUCUGGCACGUUUCAGAAUAUGUCUUAUAUACUACGGUAUUGUAAAAAUCGCCUAUUUGGAAAUCAGUCAUUGACAGCUUUACGAGAAGUGGAUAUCUUUACUAUCAAUCAUGGAGGACGAAGUUGCUGCUCUUGUUAUCGACAAUGGAUCUGGAAUGUGCAAAGCCGGUUUUGCUGGCGAUGACGCCCCUCGCGCUGUUUUCCCCUCAAUCGUAGGCCGCCCUCGCCAUCAAGGUGUUAUGGUCGGUAUGGGACAAAAGGACUCAUACGUUGGUGACGAAGCUCAGUCCAAGCGUGGUAUCCUGACCCUCCGUUAUCCUAUUGAGCACGGUAUCGUCACCAACUGGGACGAUAUGGAGAAGAUCUGGCAUCACACUUUCUACAACGAACUUCGUGUUGCUCCUGAGGAACAUCCCGUCUUGCUCACUGAGGCUCCUCUCAACCCCAAGUCUAACCGCGAAAAGAUGACCCAGAUCAUGUUUGAGACCUUCAACUCUCCUGCUUUCUACGUCUCUAUCCAGGCUGUCUUGUCUCUCUAUGCCUCUGGUCGUACCACCGGUAUCGUUCUUGAUUCUGGUGAUGGUGUUUCCCACACUGUCCCCAUUUACGAAGGUUACUCUCUUCCCCACGCUAUCCUUCGUCUUGACUUGGCUGGUCGCGACUUGACUGACUACUUGAUGCGCAUCCUUGCUGAGCGUGGACACACUUUCACCACCACUGCCGAGCGUGAAAUUGUUCGUGAUAUCAAGGAAAAGCUCUGCUACGUCGCUUUGGACUUUGAGCAAGAGAUGCAAACUGCUGCUCAGUCCUCUGCUCUCGAGAAGUCCUACGAACUUCCUGAUGGUCAAGUCAUCACUGUCGGAAACGAGCGCUUCCGUGCUCCUGAAGCUCUCUUCCAGCCCUCUCUUAUCGGAUUGGAAUCCUCUGGUAUCCACGAGACUACCUACAACUCUAUCAUGAAGUGUGAUGUCGAUAUCCGUAAGGACUUGUACUCCAACAUCGUCAUGUCCGGUGGUACCACCAUGUACCCCGGUAUUGCCGACCGUAUGCAGAAGGAGAUUACCGCUUUGGCUCCUAGCUCCAUGAAGAUCAAGAUUGUUGCUCCCCCAGAGCGUAAGUACUCUGUCUGGAUCGGUGGUUCUAUCCUUGCUUCUCUCUCUACCUUCCAACAGAUGUGGGUCAGCAAACAGGAAUACGAUGAGUCCGGUCCUUCCAUUGUCCACCGCAAGUGCUUCUAAAGUACCUGAUCUUGCCUGGACUCUGACUUUGGCCUUUAUUUCAAUUGAUCGCUUCAAUUUACGUGUUUUGAAAACUGCUGAUCAAUUUCACUUUUUUCUUUUUACAUUUUUAUUCGUCUAACAAAAUAAAACAUGCUUUAAGCAAUCUAGCCAUCUAAUGUCUACACAUUAUUCCGUGAUACUGGUCAAGAAUACUCAGGAUUUGGUUAAUAGGAUGUGAUGGUGUAUGUA
Molecule: messenger RNA, 1662 nt
Organism: Umbelopsis ramanniana AG
Lineage: Eukaryota; Fungi; Mucoromycota; Umbelopsidomycetes; Umbelopsidales; Umbelopsidaceae
Product: actin
Exons: 5
Coding region: 304-1431 (375 amino acids)
Source: RefSeq, a predicted model, not a curated record